Oryza sativa Japonica Group (Japanese rice) is the source of this 2326-nucleotide messenger RNA. RefSeq names its product probable folate-biopterin transporter 2. Lineage: Eukaryota; Viridiplantae; Streptophyta; Magnoliopsida; Poales; Poaceae. The record is from RefSeq and is a predicted model, not a curated record.
GCACACCAACCAGAAGGGAUCUCUCAAUUUCUUUGGACUUCCUCACUUCUAGCGUGCAAAUUUAAUAACUCCUCGGCUCCACUUCUUUCCCCCGUUUUCUUUCUUGUUUUCAGGCACCAAAUCUCUGCUGUUUAUAUACUCGAGUGGUGUUUUUGGAUGCAAUUAGGCAGCAUUCUGCGGCAAAUUUAGCAUAUAGUUUUUUUUUUCUGUUCUGUUUUUGGCGAUUGUUUUCUAUCUGUGUGGAGUAGUAAGCAUGUGAAAGGAGCUGAGAGGUUGAAGCAGCAGUUGGAUUUGAUGUUCUUGCCAAGACCCCGACAUUUUCUCUUGAUUCUUUAAGACUUUUUGGGGAUCGAUUCGAUUACUGAUGCACCUACCUCGCAGCUCCGAGCUUUGGAUUCAAGAAACCCAAAUCUGGUGCUGGAAUCCGAGCUCCAGAUUCAAGCCGGAGCAAUUCGGGUAAAACCAGGCGAGAGAUCUUUGCGCAAGAAGAUGUCGCCGGCCACCGCCGCCGCCGACGACCUCCGCGCCGAGGAGGAGGGGAAGGGGGGGAGGAGCAGCAGCAGGCAAGAGGAGGCCAAUGUCCUCCUCGCCGUCGAUGCGGCGGAGGGCGGCGGCGCGUGGUCGCCGGUGGGGUGGUUCAGGAUGCUGGGGAGGGAGCUGCACUGGAGCUUCGUGGCGGGCGUGGUGGCGACGUACGGCGCCAGCCAGGGGCUCGGCGGCGGCGUCAUGCGGGUGGCGUCGGACUACUACUGGAAGGACGUGCAGCGGGUGCAGCCGUCGGCGGCGCAGGUGUACCAGGGGGUGACCUCCAUCCCGUGGAUGGUCAAGCCGCUCUGGGGCCUCCUCACCGACGUCCUCCCCAUCGCCGGCUACCGCCGCCGCCCUUACUUCGUCAUCGCAGGCUUCAUGGGAGUAGUCGCGAUGCUUGUAUUAUCUCUCCACAGCAAGCUUCAUGUAUUGUUCGCGUUGUUGGCAUUGAUGGCCGGAAGUGCUAGUGUGGCAAUAGCCGAUGUAACUAUAGAUGCCUGUGUUGCUGAAAACAGUAUAGUGCACCCUCAUCUUGCUGCUGACAUGAUAAGCUUAAACGGAUUCUGUGCAUCUGUGGGAGGGCUUAUUGGAUUCUCAAUAAGUGGUUUCCUUGUCCAUGCAAUAGGCUCUCAAGGUGCCCUUGGCAUGUUGGCAAUACCUUCUGCCCUGGUAAUCCUAGCUGGAAUGAUGAUAAAGGACGUCCAUAUGCCCAACUUUCCAUAUGAGCUGGCCCAUAUGAAGUUUGUAGAAGCAAGUAGAACAAUGAUGGCAACCUUAAAAUGUCCUGAAGUAUGGCGACCAUGUGUUUACAUGUACAUGUCUCUUGCUUUGAGCGUGGACAUUCAAGAAGGAAUGUUCUAUUGGUACACAGAUAGAAAUGCAGGGCUAUCUUUUUCAGAGGGAUUAAUUGGGUUUAUCUUCGCAGUUGGGUCAGUUGGUUCUCUUAUUGGGGUCAUACUUUACCAAAAUAUUCUGAAGGACCAUUCUUUUCGCAGCGUUCUCUGUUUAAGUCAGUUGUUGCUGAGCUUGUCAGGAAUGCUUGACCUGAUCUUGGUACUUCGUCUCAAUCUAAAACUGGGGAUACCUGACUACUACUUUGCUGUGAUCGACGAGGGUGUCUCCAAAAUGAUCAACCGCAUAAAAUGGAUGCCUCUUUUGGUACUUAGCUCAAAGCUUUGCCCUCCUGGCAUUGAGGGCACAUUCUAUGCGUUGCUCAUGUCCAUCGACAAUGUUGGCUUGCUAUCUGGAUCUUGGGCAGGUGGAUUGAUCCUUCAUGUGUUGAACAUCACAAGAACAGAGUUCAAAAACCUCUGGGCCGCGAUCCUAAUCCGAAAUGCAAUGAGGUUACUACCUUUGGCCCUGUUGUUUUUGGUGCCGAGAAGUGACCAGAACUCUAAUCUCCUUCCAGCUGACUUGCUACCUGAGGAUGAUGCUGCCCAAUAUCAAAUGGACAAUGUUGAGUUAACCUCUCUUACAGUGGAUGGGAAAUCGAGCACCGGUAGUUUGCACCAAGAAUGCAAAAAUCAGGACGUUGUCGAAAACGACGAUGACGAGGCUUCACUGCUUGCCAACAGGAGUUGAUAGGUUAUAUGCAUGGAUUCAUUUCAGGACAAGAUUGAAAAUGAUAUAUAGAAAAGGAGAAAAUCACACCAUUAGUUUUACGUUUUUUUGUUGUUUGUGCCAUAUUCAUUCAUUUUACGGCAGCACAUUAGAUACUCAACAGUUGUACUCAGAACAUUUUCCUUUGACAAAAAUCGAAUGCCCGAAAUUUCGAUCUUGGGAUGUUUGAACUGCUCCA